AUGGCCAGACAAUGGAUCCUCACCGGCCAAGAAGGCUGGGAAAAGUCCCUCGAAUUCCAAGAAAACGUGGCCAUCCCUUCCCCCGAAACCCUCGGCCUUAACGAAGUCCUCGUGCGCCUCAAGGCCGCAAGCAUAAACUACAGAGAACUAAUGAUCCCCACUCCCACUAACCCUGCCGGCCCAAUAAAUCCACCCCUGGUCCCCUCCUGCGACGGCGCCGGGACCGUUGAAGCAAUUGGUCCCUCCGUCACCGAAUUCCGCGUAGGCGACCGCGUGCUGGCACACCUCUGUGCCCCCGCCGCCGAAGCCCGCGGCGACGAUGCCCCGAUGGGCUUUGCGGAUGCCCAGAACUGCCUCGGACAAGGCAGCGACGGGACGCUGCGCACGCACGGCGUCUUCCGCGAGAAGGGGCUCGUGCGGGCGCCGGCGUCGCUGGAUUUCAUCACCGCGGCGACAAUGACCUGCACGUGGACUACGGCGUGGAAUGCGCUGUUUGGGCUCCGGGGCCAGGAGGUUGGGCCGGGCUCUUGGGUUCUUGUGCAGGGGACCGGGGGCGUGAGUGUGGCUGCGUUGCAGAUUGCUGUUGCGGCGGGGGCAAGCGUGGUGGCCACUACGUCCAGCGAGGAGAAGGCUAUGAAAUUGAGGGCUCUGGGAGCGAAGCAUGUGGUGAAUUACCGGACUAAUAAGGCCUGGGGAGAGGAGGCGAGAGGGUUUACGCCUGGUGGGCGGGGGUUUGAUUCUGUCAUUGAGGUGACUGGGAAUGAGGGGUUGAGGCAAUCUUUUGCUUCUGUGCGGAUUGAUGGGAUCAUUACGUUGGUUGGAAUGGUAGGGGACUCUGGGACAGAGGCAGUGCCGCUGUUGGAGUCUUUCUUUCAUGGUGCUAUCGUGCGGCCUAUUUUGGCGUCUAGCCGGACCCAGUUUCAGGAGGUGGUGCGGUUUGUUGAUGAGAAGCAGAUUGUGCCCGCCAUUGAUGAUGUGGUGUUUGAAUUGGCACAGGUGAAGGAUGCAUACCGGCGUCUCGAGGAGAAGCAGCAUUUCUCCAAGAUUGCGAUUCGGAUUGAUUGA
Penicillium chermesinum is the source of this 1065-nucleotide messenger RNA. RefSeq names its product zinc-dependent alcohol dehydrogenase family protein. Lineage: Eukaryota; Fungi; Ascomycota; Eurotiomycetes; Eurotiales; Aspergillaceae. Bases 1 to 1065 code for a protein of 354 amino acids. The record is from RefSeq and is a predicted model, not a curated record. The transcript has 2 exons. Gene Ontology annotation, molecular function: oxidoreductase activity.